Molecule: messenger RNA, 699 nt
Organism: Harmonia axyridis
Lineage: Eukaryota; Metazoa; Arthropoda; Insecta; Coleoptera; Coccinellidae
Exons: 3
Coding region: 1-699 (232 amino acids)
Source: RefSeq, a predicted model, not a curated record
AUGGAUGAACUGAACGAAGGUAUCCUUUUGAACGAAGUCAGGCUGAAUAAUAUUCGUUACGCUGACGAUACCAUUGUGAUAGCUGACAGUUUGGAGGCAUUACAAAAACUAAUGGACCGAAUCACGCAUCACAGUCAACAAUAUGAUCUUAAUAUCGAUGAGGAGAAGACCAAACGGAUGAUAAUAAGCAAAGUUAAUAUAAGAAGAGCUCACUUAUACGUCAACGGAACUCGAAUAGAACGAGUAAAGCAGUAUAAUUAUCUUGGUACUGUAAUAAAUGAGCAAUGGAUCAGCGUAAAAAUAAAAAGUUGCAUAGAGAAAGCUAGGAUGGUUUUCAACAAAAUGAAUCCCAUCUUCAAGACCCAUAACUUAUCUCUGGAAACGAAGAUCAUGUCAAAACAUCGGAAAAAUUUACCAGAUCAGCAACACGUCUCAAGAAGAGUUACCAUCACCACUGAAAUACCACCAGAAAAAUUUAUGAGACAGUGCGACAAAGAGCAACUUGAAGGCAUGUUGAACAGACUUGCAGGAUUCAAAGUCAAGAGAGUGUACUCUUCGCCGGAUAAUUUCACGCAGUUGUUGCAAUUACCACAAACCGCCAACUUCUCCAGAACAUAUCGAGUCUUAUCCAGAGUUUCAAUAUCAGUUUCCUACGACUGGAUGGUGGAAACCGAAGAUUUCAAAGCGGAUAGUGGUUGA